UUGCCAUUUUGCCCCAGGCAAGGCGGGUAGCUUCAGUUCCACGGGUCCCGACCUUCCCAUCCGCCUGCGCGCGACUCUCUACGCACGGCGCCUGAGCCAUGUCGUAUGCAGGCGCUCUCGUCCAGCUCGCGCACAGGUUCGUGACGGUGCCUCAGGCGUCGCCCCAGGGCUUCUGCAACGUCAUCAAGCUGGGAACGUUCUGCCGCACAGUCGUCUGGCCGUGUCUCCCACCCCUGCUGAUGUACCAGUACAUCCGAGGCACGGACGAGGACUGCUACGCGACAGAGGUGCUCUACUUCAAGUCCGGCUCCAAGGAAUGCAAGGCCUUCUACGACUCAAGCCGGCCUGGCGGCUCUGGGCAUUGGAGGCUGCAGGCGGACAUGGAGGCGAUCCGCGCGGCCGCGAACCCAGAGUGAGCGUCACGCCCAGCGGAACUGGCCCGCUCCGGUCAGGCGGGCUGGGCUUGCAGCUUUUGUUAGUGCGCGCGAGGUUCCCAGAGCACGAGGUUCCGAGCCUCCAGCCUGAUAGGCUGAGCUUCCCGUCUGGAGGGGUGGCUUGGGGGGCAGGUGCGCGCGCGGCUAUGCAUCAUAUGAAGAUAUAUAU
Prorocentrum cordatum is the source of this 603-nucleotide messenger RNA. Lineage: Eukaryota; Dinophyceae; Prorocentrales; Prorocentraceae. The record is from the annotation of a GenBank genome assembly.